AUAAAAGCAUGGUCGCGACCGGUAAGAGGAAUGUUUGUUUACUUUCAAGAAUGCUUAAAUGCCUGCUUUUAAUUCUGGCCGUUUCUAGUCCAUAUACUGAUGGAAGAAAUGAACCAGCUUGUGAUCUUUAUGAACAUUCAGAUAUUUCAAUUUUUCCUGAUAAACCACUACAAUUAGUUAAGCCAGAUAAACAACAUAAGAAUUUAAUAAUUAUUAAAGAAAAUGUUGCUUUUUUGCAGAAAAUACUAGGACCUGUUGCAAUUGUUUCAGUAGUUGGGAAGUUUCAUUCAGGAAAAUCAUUUUUAAUGAACCAACUAAUGGGAAAGUCAAAUGGAUUUGGCAUAGGUCCUUCUGUUCAACCAGAAACUAUGGGAAUAUGGAUGUGGGGAAGACCGUGGCUUAUGAGAAGAACAAAUGGUGAAAGACUGUCGGUGGUAUUUCUGGAUACUGAAGGAUUUGCUGCUAAUAAUGUAUCUGAAAAUUAUGAUGCAAAAAUUUUUUCUGUUGCAACAUUAUUAAGUUCCUAUCUUCUUUACAAUUCUGUGAAAAUUAUUGAUCAAGCUGACAUUGAUUACUUAGAACUGUUAGCUAGAAGAACACAGCUGUUUGCUCUCCGAUCACAAAUGUCAAGAUCUAAAUGGACUGGAGAAUUUAUUCAUGAUUUAUUGAGCUUUCCACCUCUCCUCUGGAUUGUGCAAGACUUUGUUCAAACAACAGUUGAUAAAGAAACAUCAAAAGAAUGGCUUCAUCGUCUCAUGGAAACACACACAAGAGAAAAUGAAGAUUAUGAAAUUAGAUUAAUGGAUAUCUUUAAAUCAGUAGAUUGUCAUACUUUAUUUUUGCCUGCCACAAGAAAACGGAUUUUAAAUGAUUUAUCUCUGGCUACAGAUGAUGAUCUAACCUUUGAGUAUAAAGAAGAAAGAGAUGAUUUAAUAUACAAGUUAAAACAGUCAUUAGUUCCAAAAGAAAAAAAUCAUAAACCUAUAACUGGAGCAGAAUUAGCUACUCUUUUUGAAAUUUUGGUCAAUGCUGCUAAUGAAGGUUCAUUAGCUGAGAUACCAAGCAGAUGGAAUGCUUUCAUUGAAAGAAUUAAACAAACAGCCACUGAAGAUUGUUUUAAAUUUUAUGUUGCUGAAAUGACAGCAUUCAGUGAUAAACAUAACAAUAAACCUGUGAAAGCAAAAGAUUUACAGGAAUGUCAUAAUCAGUCAUUUGCAAAGGCUACAAAAUUAAUAAUUCAACUGCUUAAAGGUCUUGAAGAUGCUCUAGGAGAUGCAAAGCUUAAACUUACCGAAGAUGUUUCACAUUAUUUUGAAAAAACAUAUGAAUUAAAUGAAAAGAAAAUUAAACUAAGAUGUGCAGAGCUUCAAAAUCAAAUGGAGCUAUAUGCAGAAGAAAUUAUAGGAAAUGUUCAGAUGCCUUGUCCUUUGACAGAGCUUCAAGAACAUGUUAAUUCUGUUAUAGUGAAAGUAAAAACAAAAUUCAUAUUAGAAUUACAAGAUUUGAUAGAACCAGAAAUUAGAGAUAAAUAUAUUACAUCAUUAAAUAAUAUGAUAUUAAAUAUGGCUGAUGGUCUAAAGUUAAAAAAUACUCAGUUAAUUGAAACAACUUUCCAAAAUGAAGCAAAUAUUGCAUUAGAAAAAUUUAAGGAACUUACAAAUAAUGAUGAUAAUACACCUAGAAAACCUAUUCAACUGAAAAAAAUAGUUGAUGAAAACAGUAUUAAAGCAAUUGAUUUAUUUGAAAGACAUUGUAUCAAAUUAAAAGAAGAAAGUUUAUAUACAACAUUCUUAGACCUACUGAAGGGUAAAAUAUCAAUUUUUGCAAAACAACUUAAUGAAAGGAAUGAAGAAUUAGUUAAAGAUUACAUUGAUAGAAAAUCCCAAGAAUUGCUGAAAAGAUUUGAAAAAUCAACUUCACCAAAUCACAUUCAAUUGCCUAUUAAUGCAUCAGAUUUAGAAACAAGAUUAAGAAAUGAAAUAUAUAGAAUAGAAAGAGAAUAUAAAGAUUUCCUAGACGAUUUUAUUGUUUACGAUUCAUAUCAUUCAGGACUAAAAGAUUUAUUGAAAUUAAUAGAUGCUGUGUGUAAGAGAAGAGAACAAGAAAAUGUUGAUGCUUUCACUCAAGUGGUAGAAAAACCUCUUUUGCAAUCCAAACAGAUUAUUUUAUUAUCUGCAGAUAAAUAUUCAACUAAAUUUAAGCUGAAAAAUUUUAUGAUAGAAGUUUGUAAAGUUAAUUUAAAUGAUGGGAAAGUUCAAUACUGGUCAUCAGAAUUAAAGAUAAGUAUUAUAGAACAUUUUAUACAAAAAGAUAAAGAACUUCAGAAGCUUCUAGAAAGUAAAUCAGGGCUUUGGUCAAGCAUAAUAGGUUUCUUUCAAUGGUUGUUAUGGCUUAUAUACUUAGGAUGAAAGGUAUUCUUAUAUUUUCAAUUAUUGUUUAUUUUCAAUUUGUUAAAUUUUUAAUUUAACUUAGAAGUUUAAAAAGUUUAAAAAAUGGAAUAGUUCAGAAUUUGACAAAUAGGAUUGUUCAGAAAAUAACAGAUUUAAUUAAUAAUAAUUAUAUUAUUAUGGAUGUGUAUCCGUUGUUGUUUACAAAAUUAUUGUUUUCUUUAUAUACUAUAUAAUAA
Messenger RNA from Centruroides sculpturatus (bark scorpion), 2626 nucleotides. Its product is annotated as guanylate-binding protein 2-like. The record is from RefSeq and is a predicted model, not a curated record. NCBI's taxonomy places the organism in Eukaryota, Metazoa, Arthropoda, Arachnida, Scorpiones, Buthidae. Gene Ontology annotation, molecular function: GTPase activity; GTP binding. Bases 9 to 2408 code for a protein of 799 amino acids. The transcript is spliced from 22 exons.